AAAAGAAAACCCUACCUCACCUAUUCUUUCUUCCCUCUCUCUCAGACUCUCAUUUUAUUUCUUCACGGAGAGUUGAAGAACGGGGGAGAUACCAACAACGACGAAGUGCAGCCACCAACAACGACGCCAUCCUUUCGAUAAGCUUCGACGCCACACAAAACUGUUGGAAGAAAAUGGUGUAUGGAAUGCCAUCGUAUGGGAUACAAUCAAUGCUUAAAGAAGGGCACAAGCAUCUAUCUGGACUGGAUGAAGCUGUGCUCAAGAACAUUGAUGCUUGCAAGCAGCUCUCUACCAUCACCAGAACUUCUCUCGGUCCCAAUGGUAUGAACAAGAUGGUUAUCAAUCAUUUGGACAAGCUUUUCAUUACAAAUGAUGCUGCCACUAUUGUGAAUGAACUUGAGGUUCAGCAUCCCGCAGCCAAGAUUUUGGUUUUGGCGGGCAAGGCUCAACAGGAGGAGGUAGGAGAUGGAGCUAAUUUGACAGUUUCGUUUGCGGGGGAGCUCCUUCAAAAUGCUGAGGAGCUCAUAAGGAUGGGAUUGCACCCAAGUGAGAUAAUCAUAGGCUACACGAAAGCAAUUAAUAAGACUGUUGAAAUCUUGGAUGAAUUGGUUGAAAAAGGUUCUGAAAAGAUGGAUGUAAGGAACAAGGAUGAAGUUAUUAAACGAAUGAAAGCUGCUGUUGCUAGCAAGCAAUUUGGGCUGGAGGAUAUUUUAUGUCCUCUUAUUGCUGAGGCUUGCAUACAAGUAUGCCCCAAGAACCCUGCAAACUUUAAUGUGGAUAAUGUCCGGGUUGCAAAGCUUUUGGGUGGAGGUUUGCAUAAUUGCACUAUUGUUCGAGGUAUGGUUUUGAAGAAUGAUGCUGUUGGGUCCAUAAAGCGAGUAGAAAAAGCCAAGGUUGCCGUGUUUGUUGGUGGUGUUGAUACAUCUGCAACUGAAACAAAAGGAACAGUCCUUAUUCAUAGUGCUGAGCAGCUAGAGAAUUAUGCAAAAACUGAAGAAGCCAAAGUUGAGGAACUCAUCAAAGCAGUUGCAGACUCAGGUGCCAAGGUUAUUGUUAGUGGAGCAGCAGUUGGAGAGAUGGCACUGCAUUUCUGUGAGCGUUACAAGCUUAUGGUCUUAAAAAUCAGCUCCAAAUUUGAACUGCGACGAUUUUGCCGUACAACUGGUGCUGUUGCUCUUUUGAAGCUUGGCCCACCAAAUCCAGAUGAUUUGGGGUACGUUGAUUCUGUGUCAGUGGAGGAAAUUGGUGGUGUUAGGGUCACCAUUGUGAGAAAUGAAGAAGGUGGAAACUCUGUAUGCACUGUGGUCCUACGAGGAAGUACCGAUAGUAUAUUGGAUGACCUUGAAAGAGCAGUUGAUGAUGGUGUGAAUACAUACAAGGCAAUGUGCAGGGACAGCCGUAUGGUACCUGGAGCUGCAGCUACUGAAAUUGAGUUGGCUAGAAGACUGAAGGAGUUUUCUUUUAAGGAAACAGGAUUGGAUCAAUAUGCUAUUGCAAAAUUUGCUGAGAGCUUUGAGAUGGUACCUAAAACCCUGGCUGAGAAUGCUGGCCUGAACGCAAUGGAAAUAAUAUCUUCUUUGUAUGCUGAACACGCAUCUGGAAACAGCAAGGUAGGCAUUGACUUGGAGGAAGGUGUAUGCAAGGAUGUCUCGCCCAUGAAUAUUUGGGACCUGCAUGUCACCAAGUUUUUUGCUCUCAAAUAUGCUGCAGAUGCUGCUUGCACUGUGCUGCGUGUAGAUCAGAUUAUAAUGGCAAAACCAGCUGGUGGACCAAGGAGGGAGCAGCCUGCUGCGGGGAUGGAUGAGGACUAAGGUUUUGUAUGAGCUCGGGGCAAGUGACUGUAAUGACCAUGCUUGGGCAAUGUUUUUGUUCUUUUUGCAUGCCAAAGACUCGGUCUAAGAAAUUUUUGUUUUAAAAUGGCGUAGAUGGUGUUCCUUGUAUAAUUUACUUGUAUUUUAUUUUUUUGAAAAAAAAAAAUUGAAGUUUGUUUAUGGGGUGAUCUUAAUUUUUCUUGUGUUAGUGCUGUGAACUUAAAACUGAUACCAGGGAUACCACUUGGCAUUAGCAUUUAAAUUGUUCAGUUGAAAUCUUAGAGCCUGAUUUCCAAUUA
Molecule: messenger RNA, 2110 nt
Organism: Camellia sinensis
Lineage: Eukaryota; Viridiplantae; Streptophyta; Magnoliopsida; Ericales; Theaceae
Source: RefSeq, a predicted model, not a curated record